Molecule: messenger RNA, 735 nt
Organism: Aplosporella prunicola CBS 121167
Lineage: Eukaryota; Fungi; Ascomycota; Dothideomycetes; Botryosphaeriales; Aplosporellaceae
Product: lytic polysaccharide monooxygenase
Exons: 1
Source: RefSeq, a predicted model, not a curated record
GUCUCUGCCCACGGUGUCGUCACCCAGAUCACCAACGGCGAGGGCAAGGUCUACAACGGCUGGGACACCAACUACCAGUACUACAACCCGGUGCCCAAGGUGGCAGCCUGGAAGGCGGGCGGCUACGGCCACGGCCCCAUCACCGGCGAGUCGUACGCCAAGGCCGACAUUGUGUGCCACGAGGACGCCGAAGCCGCGCCCAUCUACCUCGACGCCGCCGCCGGCUCCAAGCUCUCCGUCGUCUGGGGCUCUCCCGGCCAGACCUCCGGCUGGCCCACUUCCCACCACGGCCCCAUCAUCACGUACCUCGCCCCCUGCGGUGGCCCUGAUGCUACGGGCGACUGCACGACCGCGAAGGUCGGCGACCUGUCCUUCACCAAGGUCGAUGCCCAGGGCCUGAUCACUCCCGGCGACGUCGACGCCCAGGUCUGGGCCACCGACAAGCUGAUCGAAAACAACUCCACCACGGUGACGAUCCCCUCCGCCCUCAAGGCCGGCAACUACGUCAUGCGCCACGAGAUCAUCGGCCUGCACGCCGCGGGCGAGGAGAACGGCGCCCAGAACUACCCCCAGUGCUUCAACGUCAAGGUCUCUGGCUCUGGCGCCAAGACCCUGGACAACGGCGUCAAGGGCACCGCCCUCUACAAGCCGGCUGACAAGGGCCUCGUCUUCAACAUCUAUGCUGAUGUCGAGUCUUACCCGAUCCCGGGCCCCGCGCUUUGGGAGAGCGCCGAC